AUGCCCGCCCUGAUGAGGACCACCCUGCUCGAGCAGUACGAGCGGGAACUCCGCGACUUCUACGGCACCGUCCCCCACGCUCGGCGCACCCGGCUGCACUUUUUGGGCAACGACAGGACCUAUCUGCUGCGCGUGUGCCCCAAUGUGCCCGAGUACCGGCUGAAGGUGGUGAUCGAGUACUCAAUGUCCGUCGACUGUGCCUUCAUCGCCUGUUUCCUCCUCGCCACCCACGUUCGCACCGACGAGGUUCACACCCGCAUCCUCGAGAUCCUGCUCCGAGUUACUGGCGCCCUGCCGACCCCGCUCCUCUUGAAGCGCACCAACGAGGCACAGAAGAUGCGCGAUGCCCUCACCAACCCGUACAAAUGGUUCCACGCCAAGAACUUUCGAGAUCUCAUGGUCCAGCAGGUCACCCAGAAGUUCCAGCCAGCCAUGGCCAAAAUUCGCGCGGCCGAGUUUGGACCGGUGAUCACCGUCGAGCGGUUCGAGUGCGAGAUCUGCUGCGGCGAGAAGCCGAAGAAGAAGGCCGUCUACUGCACGGUUGAGGAGGAGGAGUCGGAAGAAGAAGAGGAGGAGCAAGACGAGCAAGAAGCGCAAGACACCCAGGAAGAUGAUGAAGACGAGGAUGAGCCGGUGGUCGGCGAGGGCGAGGAGGACGACACGGUCACCGCCGAUGAGAUCAGCGCCCACGGGGAGCAGGAGGAUGAGGAGAAGGGGCAUAAAUUCUGCCGUGAAUGCGUCAAGGGAUACGUGGAGGCGGCCAUUGACGAUGCCGUCUCGGUGUCGAAGGACGCCUCCGGGCUGCAGUGCAUGAUGAACGGCUGCAACGGCACCAUCAAAUAUCCCGUGCUCCGCAAGUGCAUCCCGAAGCGCGACAAGCAGACGCGCCGCCGUCUCUGGAAUCUGCUGACGAAGCACGCGCUGAUGGAGAGCGGCAUCCAGCUGGAGGAGUGCAUCUACUGCACCUAUGCCCAGGAGUUCGAGCAGACCCCCGACGUCAACAAGGUGUUCGAGUGCCUGAAGUGCUAUGCCCGGUUCUGCCGCGUCUGCAAGGUGAAGUGGAGCACGCACAUGGGCCAGAAGUGCGACGAGGUCAAGGCGUCCGCCCUGACGAAGGAGGAUCGCGUGCGGCUCGAGCUCGAGGAGGCCCUGGCGAACCUGUUUGUGCGCAAGUGCGGCCACUGCGGCAAGCUCUUCCAGAAGAUUGACGGGUGCAACAAGAUGACGUGCAGCUGCGGCAAGUUCACGUGCUACGUCUGCAACCACCUCAUCGCCGGCUACGACCACUUUUGCAACCACCCGACCGAGCCGGGCGCCAAGAACUGCCCGACCGGAUGUGGCCGCUGUAUGCUGUGGGCCGACGCGGACAAGGAGAGGCUGGAGAUGGGCAACGCCGUCCUCGAGCGUUUCAAGGGCAGGCUGGCCGACGACGUCCUCAAGGUGUACGCCGACGGGCUCGGCGAGUUCAAGCAG
Messenger RNA from Mesorhabditis spiculigera, 1473 nucleotides. The record is from the annotation of a GenBank genome assembly. NCBI's taxonomy places the organism in Eukaryota, Metazoa, Nematoda, Chromadorea, Rhabditida, Rhabditidae.